AUGCCAGCAUCAAAGCCUGUCCGUCAUCUCUCUACGUUCCAAUACGCCUUAGCAGUAUGCUCUAUAGCAUUCUCUCUUAGCCAUGCCAAACCCAUUGCUGAAACUGCAAUCGAUGAUUUCCAUAGUCUCGCAUCUUCUCCCAAGCGCGGCCUCAUUUACAUCCCCCGCGACGGCCACCCCGAAGACGAUAAAAUUUGGACCCAGCCCGGUUCCACUCUAACAUGGUACUACAACUACGGCCCCGACCCCACCUAUACCUCCUCUCCUCCCUUGCAACACGUGCCUAUGAUAUUCGGCCCCUACUACAACGACUUCGCCUCCAAGAUCCGCGCACGCGUUGCCGCCGGAGGUAAAGUGCCUCAAAUCCUAACCUACAACGAGCCUGACCUACCCUUCGAGUACGGUGGCAGCAAUGCCGACCCCGCGGUGUGCGCAGAGCACUGGAUCUCUGAGCUCGAGCCGUUGCGUCGAGAUUUGGGUAUCGAGAUCGGCGCGCCAGCCGUAUUGGUGCCCGGUACUAGUAACGGAGACUAA
Molecule: messenger RNA, 534 nt
Organism: Alternaria atra
Lineage: Eukaryota; Fungi; Ascomycota; Dothideomycetes; Pleosporales; Pleosporaceae
Exons: 2
Coding region: 1-534 (177 amino acids)
Biological process (GO): fungal-type cell wall polysaccharide metabolic process
Cellular component (GO): fungal-type cell wall
Source: RefSeq, a predicted model, not a curated record